AUGUUCCCAAAUUUCGCCUUCGCUCACUUCCCGCUCUUCUUCCUUCUCUCUCUCGCUCCCACUGCUCCUCGAAACCCUAAUCGCUCACAUCAUCGAUGGUCGUCUGAGCUUGAUUUGAGAUCUAUGGCCAGCUCCAGAGAUGUUCAAGAUGUCAUCUCCAAGCUUUCUUCUGACAAAGCGAAGACCCGAGACGAGGGUGUGAGGCUUCUGAGUAGCUGGUUGGAAGGCGAGAGAUUGAUUGGAUUUUGCAAGCUUCUUGGUCGAAACACUGCUAAGAUCAAGGCUGAUGAGAUGCCUCAUGCUGAAACUUGGCCUUUUCUACUCACACUGCUCAUGAAAUGUAUAAAGCUGGAGAUAUCUUCGAGCAAGAAAAAGCAACCGAAGUUGCUAUAUGCCAAGACUCUUAGAAUUGCAAUUCAAUGUGCAGAAGAUCCAAAGCUCUCAGGCAAAAGGCUAUCUAUUUUCCAUGUUGCUAAAGUGCUGUUCAGUCACAUAUUGGAAGUAUUAAAAGAUGCUCCUAUUUUCCAAAUGGAGUAUAAUAUCAUUCUUCGUCACCUCCUGGCUGUCAAUGAGUACCGAUAUCAGAUGAGGAAGCGAGUUUACUGUAGUCUAGUUAAUCUUUAUAUGAAUAAAGUGGUCUCAUCCAUUGGAGUGAAAUUAACUGCUCAAUCUGGGUCCAAAGAGGAAAGUUUCCGUUGUGUCCUGAUGCUUCAUGUUCUCUUGGAAAAUCCUCCUGGAGAUUUUCCAGACAACAUCAGGGAGGAUCUUAUUGAUGGUUUUAUUGGAAUUUUUGCCCAUGUAAGGGAUGAAGGAAAGAUUUCACGUAAACUCAUGGAUUGUGUUAAUACAUACUUGUUGAAAGAUGGGCCAAAUCUCGGAUGUAGAGCUAAAGAUAUUCAUGCUGCUUUACAAGGGUUUUUGUUCUCUUUCUGGUUGACCACUCAUGAUCGAGGACUAAAGAAUUCAUUCAUUCUUUAUGCAAGGAUUCAGCUAAAGCUUGGGAGAAGUAUUUUAGAUGAAACUGAACUAAUUGGGCAACUUCUUGAUGUUAUCUCCAAAGAGCUGGACCAUAGCUCUAGUAUUAGUAGUGGUGCAAUUCCUCGGACUGAUAUAUCAAAGGAUGAAAAGAUUGGGAAUUUGGGAAGCCAACAAGGUUUAAUUGAGCUUGCGGCCACAGUUUUUUAUCAGGCUUGCAUGGGUUUCACAAGGAUUUCUUGCCAAGGGAAGCGAUUGAAGAUGGAGGAUGUUGCGACUCGUCUAAAGGAUGGGCUCAUGAAAGGUUCAGGGGUUUGGACUGCUGCAUUUUACUUUCUUAUUCACAGCUAUGGCUUACGUCUGGACAAAUCUUUACUAAUUGACUGGUUUCAAGGUGCAUGUGAAGUUCUGCAAAGGAUUUUGAAUGAUUCAAAGACCAUGUAUUCUCAUGAUAACAUUUUGUGGCUCUUGUGGACUUUUCAGGAGCUUUUAUUUGUGCUUUGUCCCAGUUCAGAUGAGCAGCUUCCACAACAUCUGUGUUAUACUUCUGGCGAGACUGCUAAGAUUCGAAAUGCUUGGCAUGUCAUAUGGAGCUGUCUAAUGCAUGGAUUACCGAUGUUUAGCAAGGUUGCAUCAGUAGCUGAUGCUGCUUUAACACUACUUGGCAAUAUGACUUUAACAGAGCAAAUAGGAGCAGCUGUUGUUCCUCAAGAUGUGUGGAACCUGCGUAUUUUUAAUAAUGUUCCGUCUCUGUCAGCCUUGUAUUUUGUUGCUUGCUAUUUCUCAAAAACAGGUGUCCAGGGUGAUCUUCAAAAUGUUAUUUAUCUUAGGAAAAGCUUAUUGCAAGCCAUAUUGGAUUUGGUCAACUUCAAGGAACCUGCCAAUCUUAAUGAGCAAUCUGUCUUGCUAAAUCCCGGGCGCCAUUUGUUUUCUCUGCAGCUGUUGUGCUCCAUUUCGUUUCGAGAUAAAGUAGGUGAGUAA
Molecule: messenger RNA, 1956 nt
Organism: Dioscorea cayenensis subsp. rotundata (Guinea yam)
Lineage: Eukaryota; Viridiplantae; Streptophyta; Magnoliopsida; Dioscoreales; Dioscoreaceae
Product: serine/threonine-protein kinase ATM-like
Exons: 18
Coding region: 1-1956 (651 amino acids)
Biological process (GO): DNA damage response
Molecular function (GO): protein serine/threonine kinase activity
Source: RefSeq, a predicted model, not a curated record